UCAAGAAAGUUCAAAGCAAAUUCACAAAAGAAAAUGGCUGCGAAAAUAGCGAUAAAUUACUGAAAAAUAACCCAUAAAACCUAAGCUAUGCGGGCGGAAUAGGGCCCUUGGAGACUCCUGCAUGAGUAAGGUAAAAGCAAACAAUCACCAUGGAGCAGAAAUGGGAGAAAAUUCUAGCUGUAGCGAGGAAACACAGGGAAAAACAAGUGAAAGCGAAGAGAACUCGAUAAACAAACGAGAAUGUGAAGAUAACAGUUGCGAGAAAGAAGAAAAACCGCCGGCUACGAUGGCAGAAGAAAGGCAAGAGUGCAGCAAAGAGGAAAAAGAAGAGACAGGACAGGAGAAUAAGAAAGAAGAAGAAAAUGAAAAAGAGAAAGAAGAAAGGGAGAGAAAUGAUGUGAUGAAGAUAGUGAAUGAAGCUCAAGAGCAGAUCAAUACCAAGCUGCUUUUAAGAAGCAAGAAUUUAGCAGCUGCAGGUUCUUCCUCAGACACUUCCUUGAAAGGACUAGAUUCCUCUGUCAAGAAAAACUCUGCUUUCAUAAAGAAGUUGCGCACUGUCACUGAACAACAGCGAGAAUCUCUUACUAAUGAGUUCAAUGGAUUGAAUCUGUCUAGAUACAUCCAAGAAGCUGUUACCUCAAUCAUUGAAGGGUUAGGGAAGCUGAAGCAAGCAGAUGUCAACUGUGUGGCACAUGUUUGCAGUAUCAUCCAUCAACGAUAUUCAGAGUUCUCAGAUCUCCUUCGAAAAGAACUUUUCAAAAUGUUUGAAAAAUGUGGUGGGAAAGAUGAAGAGCGUGCAGCAAAUGUGUCACGCUUUAGAGUAACACUACGGCUUCUUGGCGAACUUAUACUCGAUGGUGUAUUCUCUCUGGAAGAUAGCGUCAAGUCGAUAAGAGAUAUCCUCAGCAAUGUCAUCAACUGUGACAAGGACAGCCAUGUAUAUGUGCAGGUGGUUAUUAGUUUUGCUCGGCACUGUGGAGAACAUUUUGCUGGUGUGUUACCAAGACGACAGAGACAGUUUGUAGAGAAGCACAAUGUUAUCUGGCCAAGUACUGGAGUCAUUCCUGCUGAGGCCCAGAGUGCUUUUUGCACACUUCUUCGAAAUUAUUACUCAUCACUUGCUAAACACUUGUUGAAAGCACACAAGGAUUUGCAGAAUAGGGAGAGACAGAAUCGGGAAAUUCUUCAUACAAAAGGAGAGCUUCAUGUUGAAAGGAAAGAAGCCCUGGAAAGAGCUCAAAAAGCUUACGAUAAAUUGCUAAACAGCACUUCUACUUUAGCUGAUGUUCUUGAUGAGGAAAUGCCUGAACUUCCUGCAGAUGAGUAUUCCCAACAAGGUGAAAGUGGAAGCACCAUUGAUAUCUUUAAUCCUUUUAAGAAUAUGGAGUAUGAUGGUGAAAGUGGUAUAUGGGAGGAUGAAGAUACUAGAGUGUUUUAUGAAAACCUUAAAGAUUUGAAGGCAUCUCUGCCUGGGAUCUUGUACAAAGAUGAAAGCAAAAAUUCUAGCAGUGAAAGUUUAAAUGAAGAAAAAAAUACUAAGGAGACCAACAAAGGACAAGAUGAAAUUCUUGAUGAUUUAGAAGAGACUCUUGAUAUUGAUGAAGACUUUGAAGACAAGGACAAUGAAGACAGUUCAGAUGAGUCCACGCCUGAAGGUGGUACUGUCAUUACCAGUAGUACUGCUGCACUAGAAGCCUUGAUCCUGAAACUGCCGACCUGUGUUAACAAGGACAUGAUAGAUGAGAUUGCUAUGGAUUUCAUGCUGUCAUGCAACACCAAAAAGAAUCGUAAGAAACUUUGCCGAUCACUGUUUAAUGUUCAGAGGACAAGACUUGAUCUUCUCCCCAUGUACAGUCGUCUGGUAGCUACGCUUGACCAGUGUGUUAAUGAUAUUACACCUGAAUUAGUGAGACUACUGAAAGGAGAGUUCAAACAUCAUUUAAAGAAGAAAGAUCAGAUUAACUUGGAGUCCAAAAUCAAGACCGUGCGGUUCAUUGGAGAGAUGACAAAGUUCAAGAUAUUCCCAGUAGCGGACACCUUAUUUUUCUUAAAGCUGUUACUAGAGGAUUUCACACAUCAUUACAUCGAGAUGGCUUGUAACCUACUGGAGGUGUGUGGUAGAUUCUUGUACCGCUCUCCUGACACGCAUAUCAGGACCAAGAACUUUCUGGAGUUAAUGAUGAGGAAGAAAACGGUUCAGAAUCUUGACAGUCGUUACCUAUCGCUUGUGGAUAAUGCCUUCUACUACUGCAACCCUCCUGACAGACAAAAGUACGUAAUGAAGGAGCGUCCUCCAAUGCAUGAGUAUAUCCGUAAAUUGCUGUACAUGGACCUUUCAAAGACAACCACUGAAAAGGUUUUUCGUCAAAUGAGAAAGUUGCCCUGGGAAAAUACUCAGAUUGCACUGUAUGCCAUCAAGUGUCUGAUUCGUAUCUGGAAUGUCAAGUACAACAGCAUACACUGUGCCGCCAACCUGCURGCUGGAUUAGCAAUAUAUCACGAAGAAGUAGGACUCUUUGUUGUCGAUGGAAUAUUGGAGGAAAUUCGUCUAGGAAUGGAGCUAAAUCACCCWAAGCUAAACCAACGUCGGUUGUGCUGCGUCAAGUACCUUGGGGAGAUGUUCAACUAUCGAUUAGUAGAGGCCAACGUCAUCUUUAACACUCUCUACUCCUUUAUCACGUUUGGCAACACAGAAGAUGGUUCUCCGUCUGAGCUUGAUUCUGCAACACAUCUGUUCCGUAUUCGUAUGGUAUGCACACUCCUCGAUACCUGUGGCSAGUAUUUCGACCACGGCAGUUCUAAGCGCAAGCUGGAUUACUUCCUGGUCUACUUUCAGUUGUACAUACUCCGGAAAAGAGCAAACCCAGAAUGGAACGAGUAUCAUCCAUUCCCAAGAGACUUGGAUUAUAUGGUUGCUGAUACGCUGGAGCUACUUCGACCUAAGCUACGUCCCUUGUCCACGCUAGAGGAGGCAAUGGAGAAAGUCGAACAGAUUCAGAAAGAUCAUCAAGAACAACUCGAGAAAGUUUUAGUAAGUGACAACCAAGAAACAGAAAGUGAUAACCCAGAUAGCCUUCGAACCAACCCCAUUGCCGUUCCUGGGGUAGCAAAAGUUGCAUCAACAUCAAACUCUUUGAGCAACUCACCAUGUCAGUCCCCGAGGCUACGUGAAGAAUAUGAACCGAGUGAAUCUGGAGAGAGCGAACAAGAUGUGGAAGAACGUGACAACAUGGAGGAAGGAGAUGAUCUUGAUGAAUAUGAAGUUAUAGAGAUGGAUGAUGAUGAUGAUGACGAUGACGAUGAUGACAAUAUGUCCAAGGUCAAGGUUCUCAGCCCACCUAAAAGUGAGCCCACUGCGGAAGACCUGGACUUCGAGAACAAGUUUGAACGGYUGAUGAUUGAUGAUCUUCAGUACCGACGGGGCGAAAGUCUUAAGGUACCCAAUCUAGAUAUAGCAGUACCCAUGCACCUCAAAGGCCAAGGACGAAAAAGCGCGCCCUCGCCCAAAGAAGACGAGAGCGUUAACUUCGUACUGAUGUUACGUAAAGGAAACAAGCAACAGUUCAAGGACUUUGAGGUACCCAUCUCGUCCAACCUGGCAUCUACUGUCAGGCAGAAGCAAGUAGCAGAACAGGCUGAACAAGAGGAGCUGAAGCGGUUGGUGUUAGAUUACAACCAAAGACAAGAAGAGGAGACGUACAAUGAAAUCAUGUCUCAGCAACGUCAAGGGAGCGAUUUUGUUGGGCGUGGUCAAUACCAUCGCCAAAAGAAGCGCCCCCCUCCYCCCUACAAUGGUAGCACGGACACCGCUGGAGGAAUGUUCCCUAACAUGACAAGGAAACGUUGAUGUGCCGGUAAUCUUGGUGUACCUCCGCUACACCUAAAACUUCACAGAUUACUCUACUCCUCAAGCUCCAAGCUGGUCAUGACCCAUGGUUAUCUAAUCGCAGAGGGCAACUCUCGAGCUGACCCUGUCACGCCCAACAUCUGAGACGUUUUGAAGGAACGUUUUUAAACCGUAGUUUGUUUACGUUGCGAUCAAACUAGGGAUGGUUUUAAAGGCUGAUGGCCUAGAUUGUUUAAWGAUAUAUUAGUACGAUGCAGUGGGUAUUCUCCAUGCUCUUUUAUUCUUUCAUCAUUAUUAUUAAUAAUCUCUUUGCUAUUCUUGUUGUAUUUCCACUGCCAGCGAGUUUGCUUAAUCAACUAAUAUUAACAUCAGGAAACUAAUUUAACUGAUCUCCAUUGUUUUGGAUCUGGUUAACUUUGACCAUCUUUUCCCAUGUCUUCCCAUUCUGUUCGUUUCUUUCCCUUUUAUGGUUUUCUUUCCUUCCUAUUCUUCUUCAAAGAUUUGU
Molecule: messenger RNA, 4352 nt
Organism: Actinia tenebrosa (Australian red waratah sea anemone)
Lineage: Eukaryota; Metazoa; Cnidaria; Anthozoa; Actiniaria; Actiniidae
Product: regulator of nonsense transcripts 2
Biological process (GO): nuclear-transcribed mRNA catabolic process, nonsense-mediated decay
Cellular component (GO): exon-exon junction complex; cytoplasm
Molecular function (GO): RNA binding; protein binding
Source: RefSeq, a predicted model, not a curated record